Molecule: messenger RNA, 1458 nt
Organism: Colletotrichum abscissum
Lineage: Eukaryota; Fungi; Ascomycota; Sordariomycetes; Glomerellales; Glomerellaceae
Exons: 2
Coding region: 1-1458 (485 amino acids)
Source: RefSeq, a predicted model, not a curated record
AUGGAUCUCAAGAGUCGCAUCUCGUCGCCUCUGGAGGCCGGCACCUCCAUUCUCGAUGUCCAGCACUUGCCGCCCCAUCUCAACGAGGCUCUCGAGUAUGCCUCCAAGCGCCUCGCCAGAAAGGCCCUCCACGUCACCCUGGUCGUCGCCCGCCGCGAGUACCAGCUCCCCACCCUCCUCCCUUCCUCCGCCUCCUCUUCGGCCUGCUCGUCGGUCCUCUCCUCACCGACAAUGUCGCCCGUCCCGGGCUCGGCAUCCAGCACCUCCUCAGUCUCGUCGUCGUCCUCCCGCUUCAACUUCUCCACGAAAUCGCCCGUCUCCUCCUUCAAGAAGCUCGUCCGCACAAACACCGGCUCCAGCAUCUCUUCCGUCUCCUCCGUCUCAUCGGCCGGCAGCAACGCCCCCGAGAGCUUCGUCUUCACGCCAUCCUUCCUCAUGGACACCAACGGCCCGAGACUGAGGUGGCCUCUGUCGCCCGGCAUCCCCCUCUCGCCGCCGCCCAUGACACCGUCGACGGCCUCUUCCACCAUCACCGACGCCUCCGGCCCCAUGUCGCCCAACCCCUUUGGCAUCCGCCUCGUCCACGCCGACCUGCUCACCGACAAGCAAGAGAGGACUCUGCGCCAGACCAUUGAUCGGGCAGAGAGGAAGUUCCGCAUUGGAACCGAAUGGCUUCCCCCGGUAGUAGACGGCUCCGCCUGCGGCCUAACAAGCAGCCUCAUCCGCCGCUCCAUUGUCCAAAACGAAGUCCUCUUCGCCUCAGAAGGCCUCACCCUCGUCUCCCUCGAUCGCCUCUACACAUUCAAGGCCGCCCUCUCAAGCUACUCCCGCACGAACGCCCCUCUCCGUCUCGAAGACGCCGUCGACGAGCUCCGCCGUCUCGUCCUCUCCCGCGCCGGCAACAAGGUCGCCAAGGCAGACAUCCUCCGCUCCUACGACUGGCUCAGCGUCACCGACGUCGCGCUCGCGGACGUCGACAAGAUGUACCGCAGGGCCUACGGCGGCCCGGAUAGGGUAGGCGCCAUCGAGGGUGUUGGCGCUGCGGCGCAGGUGGCGAGGACGGUGAGGGAACUCGAGCGCGAGGUUGACGAGACGCUGGCUGGCACGGUAGCCGCAACAGACGACUUCAUCCGCAUCGCCAAACCGCCUUCCCCGCCAAAGGGCCCCGUCCUGAAGCUGCAGACAAACUUUGACGUCAGGAACAUGGUGGCUGCGCCAGUGGAGGUCGCAGAGGAGGACGAGGACCUCACGGCCCGGCCGGAGCGUCAGCCGCCCGUGUCCAUCUGGAGCCCCGUCUCCAUCGCCGAGGUCCUGCACGAGGACCGUCGCAGCCAGUCGGGUCCGAUGACGCCCAACGGCUACGACGAUAUCUCGCCCAUCACCCGCGGCGAGUGGGGGUUCCUCAUGGGACCUGCCGGUGUGGGUGGCGGUCGCACUGCCCCUGUCAUGACUUGCUGA